Stegodyphus dumicola is the source of this 596-nucleotide messenger RNA. RefSeq lists its product as uncharacterized. The record is from RefSeq and is a predicted model, not a curated record. NCBI's taxonomy places the organism in Eukaryota, Metazoa, Arthropoda, Arachnida, Araneae, Eresidae.
UUAUAUGUGAAAGAUAUGCUUAUAAAUUUCGCUUCAAGGGGAAUUUUUACUAGUUUAUCUAUUCUCAGCUUUGUUCGCAAGAUAGUGAAUACCCCAUUCUUCUUCUCCCCCCAGAUGAAUACGUUUUGGGUGUUUGUUGUGGUUAGCGCUCUUGCUGUUGUUUCCUGUGAUGAUGGUGCUAAAGACCCUGAACUAGCAGCUGUUCAGCAGAAGUUACGAAAGUUAGAACUCAUAGAAAAGUUCAUAGCUGCGAUUCCUAUGAAUACCAGAAAAGCGGAACAAAGGGACGAUUGCCUCGGCUACGGUGAAGAAUGCUUCAUGAUUUCCGGACCUAACUGCUGUGGAUUUUCAAAUUGGUGCAAUUACCAUGAUGAAUACAUUCCAGGUGACGCUAACAACCCUCCAAGAUAUGUAAACAGAUGUCGGGCUGGUAGUUUGACUGUAAUGGCUGAAGAACUCUAUAACAACACUAUCGGCAGAAGGUAGUUUUGAUACCAUCAAAUAAGGAUGCUUGGAACGAACGGCAAAUCUUGAAUUACCAAAACAUUUCAUUUUGUUUGCUCUUUUUGUGAUUAAAGCGAUUUAAUUUAGCUAAA